This is a messenger RNA of Symbiodinium necroappetens, 600 nucleotides long. The record is from the annotation of a GenBank genome assembly. NCBI's taxonomy places the organism in Eukaryota, Dinophyceae, Suessiales, Symbiodiniaceae.
AUGAAUGUGUGCGUGUUAGGGCUUGCUCCUUUGGAAAGUUGUCCAGCAAAGGCGGUGAAGGUGUUCAAGCUCGUGGGCAGGUCCGCCAUCCAGCGGAUAUUCGAGCUUGAAGGCUUCAGGUUGCGCAAGCUGAAAAGCCACGGGGCGGGUGGAAGUGAACCAGCGGUGCUGGCACAACAAUUCAUGCAAGAGUUGCCAGAGACAGCCGGGGAAGAAGACGUGACCUCCGAGGCAUAUAUACGAAAUGCCUUCAAAGUCUGGGAGAAUAUCUUGGCUGUGGAGGAAGCCAAGAAGAUCGUUCUCGAAUGCGAACGGCUCUGGGGCAAGCAGAGUCCGUUCUACACGAUGUCGCAGCUGGAGGCAGUCAUGGCCAAGUGCAAGGAUCCGGCCCAGAUCACCUUCGGCGUCGACUGCAUGCGGUAUUACGUGGAGAAGAAGUUUGCGAGCACGGGAGAGAUGAGCUCCCGCAACCUCACCGGCAAGACCACGAACAAUCGUGGACUUCUGGAUGUGUUCCUCGAGAAGCAGAAGUUGCUACAUCACCUGGUGCACCAGUGGCUGGAGACGCAGCCCCUGGACGCGGAGUCCAAGGUGGGAUAA